CCUUGCUCUUCAGCUUGCGUUUUAUAUGUGCUCGUGCUCAUCGUCACCCUCCUCUUCCCUCGCUCUAGAGUCGCAUCGCCCUCUCUCGCUCUUUCUCAAUCUUGUCUUCUCCCUCCGCGGCUUCGUUUCUCGCUCCAACUCUGUACCUAAGAUUCUUUCAGUAUGGAUCAUGGAAAGGUUCAUGUUAUUAACAACUCGGCAGCCUGGGACGCCAAGUUGGCAGAGGCCACGAGCACUGGAAAGAUAGUUCUCGUCGAUUUUACCGCCACUUGGUGCGGACCUUGCCGGCUGAUGGCACCUAUUUUCGUUGAACUUAGCAAGAAGUAUGAAAACAUCAUAUUUUUGAAGGUGGACGUCGACGAAGUUAAGGACGUGACAUCUCAGUGGGAAGUGCGCGCUAUGCCCACAUUCAUAUUUAUCAAAGACGGAAAGAGUAUUCACAAGGUAGUUGGUGCAAACAAGGAUGAGCUCGAGAAGAAGUGUCAACAAUUCGCUAGCCUCCCCAGCACAGUCUGAGGAUAGCGGUAGUGCGAGUUGCUGUAUACAAUGUCCUGUGAACAUGAAUAGGCCGUUGAUGUGCGCUUGAGAUUUCAAUUGGGUCUCUUAUCAAAUACUCACUAUUUGGCCAAGUUUGUAUAUAUGACUGGUUUCGGAAGCAAAGUGCACGUCUUCUUACUUCUCCCAAUCUGCUUCCUCGUGUUUCGUGGGUGUUUUGAACUUCCGUAUGAUGGGUACUACCUCCAGCCGCUGGGGCAAUGGCGCUCUCUGGAAAUGCCCGUGUGGAGAUGCUUCAUGAAUAUCUUCUAGAUUGAUCAGAGACCGUUCAGAAUUGUUUGUUCAGGACAAUAACCUUGCGAAGGGUUCAUUUUAUGCAUGGUUAUAAAUUUACGAACGUCUGCCUAAUUGUUAAUCACCUGUCAUCAUGCGCUACUGCCAUUAUUUUUGCGUAAUGUAGUACAGACUUGAUCAACAAUUUUAAAUUUAAAAAAGAUUGGUGUACUCUUUAUUCA
Molecule: messenger RNA, 1010 nt
Organism: Physcomitrium patens
Lineage: Eukaryota; Viridiplantae; Streptophyta; Bryopsida; Funariales; Funariaceae
Product: thioredoxin H-type
Source: RefSeq, a predicted model, not a curated record